This is a messenger RNA of Cataglyphis hispanica, 2472 nucleotides long. RefSeq names its product malectin-A. The record is from RefSeq and is a predicted model, not a curated record. The transcript is spliced from 4 exons. Gene Ontology annotation, cellular component: membrane. Bases 365 to 1186 code for a protein of 273 amino acids. Gene Ontology annotation, molecular function: carbohydrate binding. Lineage: Eukaryota; Metazoa; Arthropoda; Insecta; Hymenoptera; Formicidae.
UAUCUGACGGAUGUAAAACAGGAAAGUGGCGACAUAUGAUGGGCGUUUUCGACAUGAUAAGAACUGACGUAGUGCGGUCGAUAAGUUGGAGAUCUAGUUAGAUAACAGAUCGCAUUACACAUAUGGCCACGUAUCAGCUGUGUAUCAAUAUUUUCUCACAAACUCAGCGGAUUCGAUUCAAUCUGCCGUUUGGUUGCAGCACGCGAUAUAAAAGUCAAUGCGACUGCGAUUCGAUGCGAUUCCUGGCAAGGAACGUGCCUAGAAGCAACGACAACGACGGAUCCUGAAGAACGAGUUAUGAGUACCUCGUGUUCCACGAGCCGUCGAAUUUUCUCAAGCCGCGAAUGACACUUCUGUUCUAAGGAUGCGAUCGCCAACGGGGAACAACAAUAAUCUCUCGGCAAUAUUGUUGCUGCCGCUGCUGCUUGGCGUGUUGCGAAUUCCCGAAUCGCAUUGUCUGGAAGUAAUAUAUGCGGUAAACGCAGGUGGCGAGUCGCACACGGACAGUUACGGUAUACGUUAUGCUAAGGAUCCUCUGAUGAAUAAGGUCGGCACGGCAUCCGAUUACGGUAAACAGUUAAUCAUAGGACGCGUCAACAACGUGGAUCAGAUCAUUUAUCAGACAGAGCGUUACCAUCACAGUACGUUCGGAUACGACGUGCCAAUUAGCCAGGAGGGCGAUUACGUUAUGAUACUCAAAUUCUGCGAAGUUUAUUUCAAUUCGCCGAAUAUGAAGGUCUUUGAUGUUGUACUAAAUGGUGAUCAUACUGUGGUAGCUGAUUUGGAUAUCUUUGAAAGAGUCGGCCGAGGCGUUGCACAUGAUGAAUAUGUCCCGUUCAGGGUACAGGGUGGAAAAUUAAUAUACAAUGACGAAGAAUCAGACAUUUUGGCAGGAAAGAUUAGAGUAGAAUUUAUAAAGGGUUACCGAGACAAUCCAAAAAUAAAUGCUAUAGCUGUUGUGAAAGGCACCUUAGAAGAUAUACCACAGUUGGGACCGAUACCGCAAGAUCCAGAGGAAUAUCAAACCAUGCAGGAAGAGGAAGAAGAAACUACUGUGCGUAGUCGACACACAAGUGGGCCUAGGACACCCGACCCAUACUCGAUAGAUGAUUCGUCUGUAAUGUUACCUGUUUUCGUAGCCAUUGGUGCUUUUAUUCCCUUAUUAUUCUGUCUAUGUAAAUUAUAAACAAAUAACAAACGCACACGUGCAUAGAAAUGCCUUGUACUUAAGGGUAAUAAUGUUCCCGAAUGUUUAGGCUCACUCGAACUAUGGGAGAACAUUUAAAUAUGUAAAUAGAUAAUUAGUAAUUAAUGCUUCUUGGCAUUGCCAGAUUUAAAGAGAAAGUGUGUGAAAAAAGUAUUUAUUAAUUUAUAAAUCUAGAUAUAAUAUGUGAGAUGGGCCUUCUCUUUACCCGUCCUCUAAUGCUUUCAUAUGAAUUAUUUACAGCAUUUCACACAUUUUUCGGAUGAAAAUUAAGACAAUGUCUUUUUUUUUAUACAAAACUUUGUAACAUUUAAAUGUCUAGUUUUAUUUAAUUAGAUAAUUAUAUAAGUAUAUAUAUAUAAUAUAUAUAAAUCUUCGACUUUUAAAAUUACUAGCUUUGACUUUAAUUCUUAAAAUUAAAAUAAAUUUUAUUUAAAACUAAAUUGUGUUAUCUGUUGAUAGCAUCACAAAGCGCUUUAAAAAAUUUUUAAUUGCUUAAAUUUAGAAAAAACAAAAUAAAAAUUUUUGAUACUUUAACAUCUGACAUUAAUGAUUAUUUUAAAGAUAAAUAAAAGUUCAGUGAAUAUAUUUGAGAUAUCUGAUAUAAAAAGUGUUUCAAAAUACUGCACCUUAAUUUUAAUAUUAGAUUUUCAACAAAUUUAUAAAAUUGUUAAUUUAAGGAAAAGUUUAAUUUUAAAUGAGAUCAUCAUUAAUUGUAGCUUUUCAACUUUUAAUUUCUUAGUAAUCGAACGUCAACUUCAGAUUUAUUAAAUCUAGAUUAAUUAAAAGUCAUUAAAAAUUAAAGUUGAGAAUUUUGAAAUUAUUUGCGUAUAUGUAUUUCACAUGUAUCAGGUGAAUAUAGUUGACUUAAUAAGAGUAUUAUUUUGAGACACAUAUGGAAUUUCCAGAAUGAUGAAUUUUGUUAUGAAAUUUUCUUGUUUCUUUAUUUUAUAUUCUAAUAACGCGUGUUUUGUAAGAUUUAUUAUAUAUCAUGAAACAUUUUGUGUAUAUGUUUUGUUUACUCGUAUUUUUCUUUCAUUUUAUAAUAUAAAGAGUUUAGGUGGAUAUGUUAAAACGCGCGUGUGACAUGAAUAAUAUAGUUAAAACAAACCUCUCUCUAGUUUAGAAUUGUUAUGUCGAAAUGUGGUUAUUGCAAUUGAAAAUCUUAUAGUCUAUUAAAUACCAAAAUACGUGCGUUCGUAAUAUAUCAAUUUUUUACAUGUUUAAAAGAGAGAGAAAGAGAAACAAUAAAUGAGAGAUUAUUUAUA